Messenger RNA from Ictalurus punctatus (channel catfish), 7706 nucleotides. RefSeq names its product dicer 1, ribonuclease type III (gene dicer1). Gene Ontology annotation, biological process: pre-miRNA processing; siRNA processing; apoptotic DNA fragmentation. The record is from RefSeq and is a predicted model, not a curated record. The coding region runs from base 508 to 6168 and encodes 1886 amino acids. Lineage: Eukaryota; Metazoa; Chordata; Actinopteri; Siluriformes; Ictaluridae. Gene Ontology annotation, cellular component: RISC complex; cytoplasm; nucleus. Gene Ontology annotation, molecular function: ATP binding; ribonuclease III activity; protein binding. The transcript has 27 exons.
UGGAAACGUCUACAGGACGAGCGAUGCUGUCAAUCAUGAAACCUUAAAACAAAAGACUGAAGUCUUUCCCCGAGGCACUGUUACAAAGCGCUGCAACUGGAGACUCCUUCCAUAAAUGAUAAACAUCUCAUAGAGAAUUUCAGCAUAUUAGCAACUGCGCACAUUUAAAUAAAUAAAUAAAUAAACAACCCUGUUUAUAUGACCCGUUCGAGCUGUGCCGUUUUAAAAAUGUUAUCAGCGCUAUCUAACCAAUCAGAUUUGAGAAUUCAGCACCAUUGCGGUGUAAAAUGUAUUUAUUUUUUGUUCUGUUAUGUCAUAUGACGCACGUUGUGUGUUUUGCACUGUAGAUUCGGCGUGUGUUCGCGAGACGAGUGAAGAGCGCCGAUGGCGAUGAUGAAGCCCAGAAUAAGUGCUGCCGGGAUUCACAGCGCCGUGCCAAACACACACCCUUGAGCUUUGGAAGAGCAGGACGAAAUGAGAUAAACACUGGAUGAUCGGAGUCUCAGCAUGGCAGGACUGCAGCUGGUGACCCCUGCCUCCUCGCCCAUGGGGCCUUUCUUCGGCCUGCCGUGGCAGCAGGAAGCUAUCCACGACAACAUAUACACACCAAGAAAAUAUCAGGUUGAACUUCUCGAAGCAGCUCUUGAACACAACACUAUAGUCUGCUUAAAUACCGGCUCAGGGAAGACAUUUAUCGCAGUGCUUCUUAUUAAAGAGCUCUCCCACCAAAUCCGCCAGGAGGAUGGGAGGAGGACCGUUUUCCUGGUCAAUACAUCGUCAUCUGUGGUUCAGCAGGCCUCCACCGUGAGAACCCAUUCGGAUCUUCGGGUCGGGGAAUACGUAGAGAGCUCCAAGUCAUGGACAGAGGACACUUGGAAUGAAGAGAUAAAGGAAAAUCAGGUGCUCGUUAUGACGUGCAACAUCUUCCUGCACAUGCUGAGGUUCGGGGUCUUGCCACUAUCCCAGAUCAACCUGGUCAUUUUCGACGAGUGCCACCUCGCAAUCACGGACCAUCCGUAUCGGGACAUAAUGAAGAAAUGUGAGGAGAGUACAGGCUCCCCACGUAUCCUAGGUCUGACCGCUUCCAUUCUGAAUGGCAAAUGUGACCCAUCUGACCUGGAGGAGAAGAUCCAGAACCUGGAGAAGAUCCUCAAGAGCAACGCCGAAACCGCCACCGAUCUCGUCGUACUGGACAGGUACGCGACCCAGCCUCGAGAGGUGGUGCUGGACUGCGGCCCUUACCAGGAUAACAGCGGCCUGUCCGAGAGGCUUCGAAACGAGCUGGACGACGCUCUUCGUUUCCUCAACGAUUACAACUUCUCUGCACACCGGGAGGACCGAGACCCCACUUACAUCCCCAAACAGGUUCUGAGCGACUGCAGAGCGGUUCUGACCGUGCUUGGCCCCUGGUGCGCGGAUAAAGCCGCCGGCAUCAUGGUGCGUGAGCUGCAGAAGUACAUCAAGCACGAGCAGGCAGAGCCGAACCGCAAGUUCCUGCUGUUCGCCGACACCGUCCUGAGGAAACUGCACGCCCUCUGCGAGGAGCGCUUCUCGCCGGCGUCGCUCGACCUCAAGUUCGUCACUCCCAAAGUGAUCAAGCUGCUGGAGAUCCUGCACGAGUACAAACCCUAUGAGAGGCAGCAGUUCGAGAGCGUCGAAUGGUACAACAACCGCAACCAAGACAACUACGUUUCGUGGAGCGACUCCGAGGAUGAAGACGACGACGAGGAGGUCGAGGCGAAGGAAAAGGCGGAGGCCAACUUCCCCUCGCCCUUCACCAACAUUCUCUGCGGUAUCGUCUUUGUGGAAAGGCGUUACACGGCGGUCGUUUUAAACAGGCUUAUAAAGGAGGCAGGGAAGCAGGAUCCAGAGCUGGCCUACAUUAGUAGCAACUUCAUCACUGGCCACAGCAUCGGCAAGAACCAGCCACGGAACAAGCAGAUGGAGGUGGAGUUCAGAAAACAAGAGGAAGUACUGAGGAAAUUCCGGGCGCACGAAACCAACCUGCUGAUCGCCACCAGCAUCGUCGAGGAAGGCGUGGACAUCCCAAAGUGCAACUUGGUGGUCCGGUUCGACUUGCCCACAGAGUAUCGGUCCUACGUGCAAUCCAAAGGCCGGGCGCGUGCUCCCGUCUCCAAUUACAUCAUGCUGGCCGACAGCGAACGCACAAAAGCAUUCGAGGAGGACCUCAAGACUUACAAGGCCAUCGAGAAGAUUCUCAGGAACAAGUGCUCCAAGUCAGCGGAGCGUAACGAGUGCGAGGCGGAGUCCGUACUGGACGACGAUGACGACGAUGUCCUCCCUCCGUACUCCUUACGGUCUGACGACGGAGGCCCGAGAGUCACCGUCAACACGGCUAUCGGCCACGUUAACCGAUAUUGCGCAAGACUUCCUAGUGACCCUUUCACACACUUGGCGCCCAAGUGUAAGACGGCAGAGCUGAAAACGGGCGGCUACCAAUCCACACUCUUUCUGCCAAUCAACUCACCCCUCAGAGAGCCCAUUACUGGACCCCCGAUGCCCUGCGCGAGGCUUGCUGAGAAAGCUGUCGCACUUAUGUGUUGUGAGAAACUUCACAAAAUAGGUGAGCUGGACGAUCAUUUAAUGCCGGUGGGAAAAGAGACUGUGAAAUAUGAAGAGGAGCUGGACUUGCAUGACGAAGAGGAAACCGAAGUUCCAGGCAGGCCAGGCUCCACUAAGAGGAGACAGUGCUACCCCAAAGCUAUCCCAGAAUGCCUGCGAGGCAGUUACCCCGUACCGGAGCAGUCUUACUAUCUCUACGUGAUCGGGAUGGUUCUGACCACACCCCUUCCAGACGAACUCAAUUUCCGCCGGAGAAAGCUGUACCCUCCCGAGGACACCGCCAGAUGCUUUGGCAUUCUCACGGCUAAACCCAUACCUCAUAUUCCUCAUUUCCCCGUGUAUACCCGCUCCGGUGAAGUGACCAUCUCCAUAGAGCUGCUGAAGUCGGGCUUCACUCUGAGCUCGUCCCAGCUGGAGCUCAUCACUCGCCUGCACCAGUACAUCUUCUCUCACAUCCUCCGCCUGGAGAAACCCGCGCUGGAGUUCAGGCCCACCGAGGCCGACUCGGCCUACUGCGUCCUACCUCUCGACGUGGUCGGGGGUUCCAGUACUUUGGAUAUGGACUUCAAGUUCAUGGAGGAUAUUGAGAAAUCCGAAGCGCGGAUCGGCAUUCCGAAUACUCAGUACACGAAGCAGAACCCGUUUACUUUCCGACUGGAGGACUACCAGGACGCUGUCAUCAUUCCAAGGUAUCGUAAUUUCGACCAGCCGCAUCGCUUCUACGUCGCCGACGUCUACACCGACCUCACGCCUCUCAGUAAAUUCCCCUCGCCAGAGUACGAGACAUUCGCCGAGUACUACAAAACCAAGUACAACCUGGACCUGUCCAAUGUCAACCAGCCCCUUUUAGAUGUGGACCACACAUCCUCCAGACUGAACCUUUUAACCCCUCGGCACCUGAAUCAAAAAGGCAAAGCGCUCCCUCUCAGCAGCGCAGAGAAGAGGAAGGCCAAGUGGGAGAGCCUGCAAAACAAACAGAUUUUAGUUCCCGAACUGUGCGCCAUUCACCCCAUCCCUGCUUCUCUGUGGAGAAAAGCCGUGUGCCUUCCCAGCAUCCUCUACAGGCUGCACUGCCUCCUGACAGCCGAGGAACUUCGGGCUCAGACGGCCGUCGACGCCGGAGUAGGGGCUCGGAGCCUGCCGCCCGGCUUCAGGUAUUCCAAUCUAGACUUUGGAUGGAAGAAAUCCAUCGACAGCAAGUCGUUUAUUUCCUGUCCCAGCACCUGCACAGAGGAGGACGACGACGACGACGAUGAUGAAGACGACGACGAUCACUGUAAGCACGCUGCUAGCUCAGCAGCCCCAGAUCGCACUGCCCAGGAUGACCUCGGCGCCGGCUCGUCGGAGCCCAGAGAGGAGGGCUCCGUCUCGCAGGAGAACUGCGACGCGCCAGAUGUAAAGCUAGAGAUGUGUGCACACAGAGUCCGGCUAUCAGAAGAACACAGGAGCGUGUGCGAACGCUCCAUGAACCUCAGCGACGGCCAUGAUGUUUUUCUAAACUGCCAGCUAGCAAGCGACGUAUCGACACAAACCACUACCUCAGUUCCGAGUGGCGAGCGCCAGGACGGCCAUGAAUGUAACCCGGACGAGAAAUCCGAUUUCCUCGACGGACGUGUGAAGAAACCUACCUCAGAGCGUCGGCUCGCUUGUGGAACGCCAACCAGCACCGAAGCACCUUCAUCAACUGCGUCGUCGACGUCAGCACCCGAGACCGUCGCGCUACCCGGGGACUGUGUAAAAGCUCUGGGCCCAAACCCGGGUCUCAUCCUGCAGGCCCUGACCCUCUCGAACGCCAGCGACGGGUUUAAUCUGGAGCGUUUGGAGAUGCUGGGUGACUCUUUCCUCAAACACGCCAUCACCACCUACCUGUUCUGCACUUACCCUGACGCCCACGAGGGACGGCUCUCCUACAUGAGGAGCAAGAAGGUCAGUAACUGUAACCUAUACCGCCUGGGGAAGAAGAAAGGUCUGCCCAGUCGGAUGGUGGUCUCCAUCUUUGAUCCGCCGGUCAACUGGCUUCCCCCAGGCUACGUGGUGAACCAGGACAAGAGCACCACCGACAAGUGGGACUCGGAUGAGGUCGGUCUCCCACAGCUCGCGCUGGCGAAAGAAGACCUGGCCAACGGAAAGGCCACCAAGGACGACUUUGACGAGGACGAGGAUGACGCGGACUACGACGAGGACCUGAUGUGGAAGGAGCCCAAGGACGAGGUGAACGUCGAGGACGACUUGGAGUACUACCACGAGCACAUCAAGUUCAUCGACACCAUGCUGAUCGGCUCCGGCGCCUUCGGGAAGAAGUUCCCCCUCGGCGACUUCCCUUUCGAGCCCAGCGGCGAUUGGAAAGCACCCAAGAAGGCGACGUGCGCGUCGGACGGCGGCCACGACGACUUUGACUACAGUUCCUGGGAUGCCAUGUGCUACCUGGACCCGAGCAAGGCGGCCGAAGAGGACGAGUUCGUCGUGGGUUUCUGGAACCCGGCCGAGGAGAGCUGCGGAGCUCAAACGGCCAAGCAGUGCAUCUCGUACGACCUGCACACGGAGCAGUGCAUCGCCGACAAGAGCAUCGCCGACUGCGUGGAGGCCCUGCUCGGCUGCUACCUGACCAGCUGCGGGGAGAGAGCCGCCCAGAUGUUCCUCUGCUCGCUCGGCCUCAAGGUGCUGCCCGUGAAGAAGAGGAUCGAGACGAAGAAUGAAGGCGUCGGCGGAGAAAGCCACUCGGAAGACGAGUACGGCUGGCUACAGAUCCCAGCACGCUGCAUGUUCGAGCACCCGGACGCCCAGCGCACCCUCGACCACUUGAUCUCAGGUUUUGAAAACUUCGAGAAGAAAAUCAACUACGUGUUCAAAAACAAGGCCUACCUCCUGCAGGCCUUCACGCACGCCUCGUACCAUUACAACACCAUCACAGAUUGUUACCAGCGGCUGGAGUUCCUGGGCGACGCGAUUUUAGACUACCUCAUAACGAAGCACCUUUACGAAGACCCGCGGCAGCACUCUCCCGGCGUCCUGACCGACCUGCGCUCCGCGCUCGUCAACAACACCAUCUUCGCGUCGCUCGCCGUCAAAUACGACUACCACAAGUACUUCAAAGCCGUCUCGCCCGAGCUGUUCCACGUCAUCGACGAUUUUGUGCAAUUUCAGCUGGAGAAGAACGAAAUGCAAGGCAUGGACUCUGAGCUGCGUCGAUCCGAAGAAGACGAAGAGAAAGAGGAGGAUAUUGAGGUCCCCAAAGCAAUGGGGGACAUCUUCGAAUCACUAGCCGGGGCAAUUUACAUGGAUAGCAAGAUGUCACUCGAGACCGUUUGGCAAGUGUAUUAUCCAAUGAUGAGGCCACUGAUAGAGAAAUUCUCCGCCAACGUCCCUCGGUCGCCCGUGCGAGAGCUGCUGGAGAUGGAACCCGAGACCGCCAAAUUCAGUCCGGCUGAGAGGACGUAUGAUGGGAAGGUUCGCGUGACUGUGGAGGUGGUGGGAAAAGGAAAGUUUAAAGGAGUUGGACGGAGCUAUCGCAUCGCUAAAUCAGCAGCGGCACGGCGCGCCCUGCGCAGCCUCAAAGCCAAUCAACCUCAGGUCCAGAACAGCUGAGCUACACACACAGACAUACAUACACCGGCCCUCUGCGACACUCUGAAGCCUCUUCAUGGGCCGCCUUCAUUCUGUGUCCUCCACUGAGAGAAAUUACCAUCGACAUCCUCCGAGAGAAAUUACCAUCGACAUCCUCCGAGAGAAAUUACCAUCGACAUCCUCCGAGGCUUCAGACUGAAUUCAUGGGUUCCAUUGUUUUUUUUGUUUCUUUCUUUGCGCAAACACAAUCUUUACCUUUUUAUUUCCUCCACGCUGUUUGAUCACAAGACUGCUUUAUUCUGUAAGUGUUACAGGUCAGGUGUCUGCUCUUUGUCCUUUUUUUUUUUGUAUUAUUUCCUUUAAAGAAAAUCUCCUGCUUUGUUGGUAUUGCGUAAUCAGCGUAUGCUUUAGAGUAGUGUUAGACUGUAUAUAGUUCAAACGAAAACUAUACAUUUAAAUGAGAGGGAAAAGAAAAAAUGGACAAAAACGCUAAACUCCUCACAGUCUGUGCACUAGUGCCAGUUUUUGAACCUUCUUUUUUUUUUUUUAAACUGCUUCGAUGAAGAGAGCACGAGAAAGAGAGAACACAGCGGGAGAGAGAACACGGAGCGAGAGAGAGAGAGAACACGGAGCGAGAGUGGCGUUUUCCUCGGUCUUGAGACGCUGUCCUUAAACUACAUUGCACUUAUUUCGUUCUGUUCCGCUCAGUCACGUACAUUUCAUCUGAUCGGCACCAAAUUCAUCGAGUGUAGUGUUUUUAGAUAGAAAGACCCUCCUUUAACAUUCCCACUUACUGUAAUUCAGCGUUUUAAAACAAAUUAUUAUUAUUUUAUAAAGGAACGAACAUGCUAAUGCACAGAACAGGGAACCGCAUGUGCACAGGGCUGAUUGGUAGCCGUUCACUUUCCACCACUGCUAACAGCAUUAGCGUGUCUGAUCUUUUCAUUUAGAAGCACGAUGCAUGUUUUUAUAGCUGUGUAGACCAACUGGAUGGAUUCUAUUAAAUAUGACUAAAUCUUAAUAGAGCUACCCAUAUAUAAACCAUUAUAUACAGAGGACAAUAUUAAGCGUUUAUUACUGUGUGGGGUUUCUGGGUUUCAGGAACCUUUUUUUGAUACCAGGAACGAUUUUUUUUUUUUUUUUUUUUUUUAGGUUCAGUCGGACGAUCGUCGCGAGGAUUAGACGUCACCGCGUCGACCGGUUUUUUUUUUUUUUAGUUUUAAUCUUAGGACACAAAAACGACAUAUCGCUCGGGAAAUAUGCUGCAGAUUUUAUACAGGAAAAAAAAAAAGAGAGAAUAAAAGCUCGGACACUUCUGUAAGACACAGAGCACCUUUACGUACCGAUGUUGUAAUCAUAUUCAUUCACCUCACCAAAGUGAUGCGACGCGAUGCUGCGCCAGUGAACGCGUUCCUCCGUGAUUUCACUCGCCUCGAGACGUGGAAACCAGCCUUUCGUUUUAUGCGUGUCGUCUCACGUAUUUGUCUUCAUAUUAAUAGGCUUUUUUUUUUUUUUUUUCCUCAAAUACCUCAGUUAAUUGCAUGCAUGUUCUUUUUCUU